AUGAACGCUACACACUGCAUCUUGGCUUUGCAGCUCUGCCUCCUGGCGAUUUCUGGCUGCAGUAGUCAGGUCCCAAUCAUUGAAGAAAUAGAAAAUUUGAAGAGAUAUUUCAACUCAAGUAACUCAGAUGUAGGGGAUAGUAAGGACGUCGUUUUACAUGUCUUGAGGAACUGGCAAGAGGAUGGCGACACAAAAGUAAUUGAUGUCCAGAUUGCCUCUUUCUACUUCAAACUCUUUGAGGCCUUGAAAGGCAACCAAGCCAUUGAGAAGAGCAUAAACGUCAUCAGGGCAGAACUAAUCGCUAACUUCUUUAACAACAGUGAAGCGAAAUACGAUGGCUUCAUGAGCAUCACGAAGAUUGAGGUAAAUGACCCACAGAUCCAGAGCAAAGCUAUCAAUGAACUCGUCAAAGUGAUGAGCCAUCUGUCACCCAGAGUUACCCUAAGGAAGCGGAAAAGGAGUCGGUGCUGCUUCGGAGGUGGCAAUCGUCUAAAUAAGAAAAAUCCUGCCAGCACUAUUUGA
Psammomys obesus (fat sand rat) is the source of this 522-nucleotide messenger RNA. RefSeq names its product interferon gamma (gene Ifng). The record is from RefSeq and is a predicted model, not a curated record. Gene Ontology annotation, biological process: immune response. NCBI's taxonomy places the organism in Eukaryota, Metazoa, Chordata, Mammalia, Rodentia, Muridae. The coding region runs from base 1 to 522 and encodes 173 amino acids. Gene Ontology annotation, molecular function: type II interferon receptor binding. Gene Ontology annotation, cellular component: extracellular region. The transcript is spliced from 4 exons.